AUGGAAAACAUUCAAGUUGUGGUUCGGAUCAGACCUUCUAACGGAGCUGAAAGAGAUAACAACGAUCUUGAAAUUUGGUCUGUUCAGAAUCAGGACACAAUAUCUAUCUCUAAUGAUAGAUUCAAUGAUUUAGUAAGAAUGAGAAAGUUUGUACCAGGAUAGAGAGUUGAAUUCACAUUCAGUAUUACCUUUAUCAUUAAUUAAAAAUAGACUAAUGUUUUGAUUCCAAACACUCCACCAAAUUCAUCUAUUAAUAAUAAAUUUAGAGGAUUACAUUAUCAUCCUUAUAAGGUAUAAAUGGCACAGUGUUCAUGUAUGGAUAGACAGGUAGUGGAAAGACAUAUACUAUGAUGGGUUACGAUUAAGAGGAUGGAAUUCUCAAACAAGGGUUGAAAGAUUUAUUUUCAGAAAUUUCAAAACAUUCUGAUAGAUAGUAUUUUUUAAGAUGCAGUUACGUUGAAAUCUAUACAGAUUAAGUGUAUGAUUUAUUGGCAACUCAGGAAAAAUUGAGUGACACUCUCUUAAUCAAUGAAGACUUCAAUAAAGAAUUUGUUAUUAAAGGAGCUGUUGAAGAGGUAGUCACCAACAUAAACGAAAUUAUGGAUAUAUUACAAUUCGGAGAAAGUAAUCGUCAUUUUGCUUCAACUGUUAUGAAUCAUUGUAGUAGUCGAUCCCAUACAAUUUUUAGACUUUAUGUAAGAUGUGUUCCCAAUACUAUUGGGCCUAAUUCUGUGAUUACAGAGUCUAUUCUGAAUUUUGUUGAUUUGGCUGGAUCAGAAAAAAUCAAUAUACAUGAUUCUAUUCUUAAAAAGCGAGGAACCUCAGCUGGUGGAAGUGGAACUUAAUUAAAAGAUAGGCAAAAUGAAUCUAAACAUAUUAAUAAAAGUUUAUUCUUUUUGACUUAAGUUAUUUCAUUGAGAGCAUAAGAGAAGAAGUAAUUAUCACUUAAACAUUUUUUAGCGAUUUACACAUUCCAUACAGAAAUUCACCAUUAACUAAAAUUUUAAGAUCUUCUCUUGGUGGUAAUUCCAGAACUGCCAUCAUUCUAUGUGUCAAUCCAUGUUAUAGUUAAUUUGAAUAGACUUUGUCAACUUUAAGAUUUGGUACUAAUGCUAAAAAGAUAGAAAACAAUGUUUCCAAAAAUAUUGUUGGAUUUGAUAAUGAUGAGAGUCUUAAUAGAGUAAUCAAGGAUUAUGAAAUUAAAAUUAAUGAGCUACAAAAAGCGAGAGUUGAUGAUAAACAAUAAUAAGAGAUGAUGUUAAAGAUAAUUCAAAAAUUAGAAGAAUAACGAAAAAUAUUUAAAUAAUAAUUCACAACCUCUGAUCAUAUUCAAGCCAUGAUUAAUAAAGAUCUCCCCUAUUAAUGGACUCAUUUGCAUUAUCAUGGAGUCGGAGUAUUAUGGGUUCCUGAAAAAGGUACCAGGGAUGUUUAAGUUAAAUAAGAUGUAAUAGAUUCUUUUGGAACUAUAAAAAAAUAUCAAGAAUUAUAGGAAGAAUUCAUAAUUUUAAAAUCAGAAAAAUAGACUUUGGAAAAUCAAGUCAAAGAAUUGAAAUAAAAAUAGUAAGACACAAUAAUAUAAACCAAAAAGCGAUAUGCUGGUUAAAAGGCAAAAACUAGAAAAUAUAAAUAAUUAAGUAAAGAUCUAUAAGAAGAAAAAAAUAAAUUGUAGAAGAUAGCACUUUGUUAUCAUAAUAUGAUAGAAAUGGAUGAAAUGAUAUUGUUGAAUAAUGAUACUUUAGAUUAAAUGACUGAGAAUCUUCAAAUUUUGAUGUAAAACAUUUACAAAGUGAAAUUAAAGAAAGAAAUUAAAUAGAAGGGUGGGAAUAGUGAAAGUUUGAAAUUAGUUACAUCCAAACCGAUAAAAUAUCCAAAAUAUUUGUUUGAUACAUCUGCCAUUAAUGUUUAAUUUUGGGAUAAUGUUGAUAUAAAGAAGACAGAAGAAUAAUAAAAUAAGAGUGAGAUUGAAUCAUUUUAAAGUUACUUUUAAUCUCAAUUGAAUAUGAGUAGCAGUCCAAUAUAUUUGGAUUUUUAAGGGACAACUUAAUAAUUAAAGGAGCCAUUAAAACAUAUUUGUUCUCAUGAGAAGAUUAGUUAAUCAAAGAUAGGGAAAGAGAAUUACGAACCAAUAUUGAAAAGAAAUUCUAGCUUGGAAGUGUCUGAUGAAUUAAAUUUUCGUAGUUAUUUUAGAUGA
Molecule: messenger RNA, 2191 nt
Organism: Paramecium sonneborni
Lineage: Eukaryota; Ciliophora; Oligohymenophorea; Peniculida; Parameciidae
Source: the annotation of a GenBank genome assembly